GGUAGAGAUAGGGCUCAAGGAGGUAAUGCAGAAAAUGUAACUCAAGCAGUUGCUACAAUGGAGGCUGAGCGCGAAGCAACCUUGAGUGAUCGGCAAGUGAAUGAAAACACCCAAGUAAAUUUGGAAGAGACCGAAAUGGAAUAUGAAGCUGAUUCUCAGGAGCCUCCAACUCCUGGUGUUCCUGUUGCUCCCGGUGCUUCUGCUGCUCCUAGUUCUUCUGCUGCUCCUAGUGCUUCAUAUAUAGAAAGAAAUAAAAGAAAAAGAGGGAGCAAAAGUGAGGAAGUGAUUGACAUAGUAGUAGAAUCAAUGAGAGAUAUGAAAGGUGCUUAUCAAGAACACACAGCCGUUUUAGUUGAUAUGGUUUCUUGUUUUAAGCAUGAGAAAGAAGGAGCUGAGCGCAGAAUGAAGCUAAUGGCACUGUUGAGAGAUGUUCCUGGUUUGAGCGGUGAUGAUAGAAUGAAGGCUGGCCUUAGCAUUCUAAGGGACAAUAGUCUGAUCGACAUGGUGUUCCAACUUCAACCGGAGGAACUUUUGCCAUUUUUGAAGAAAUUGCUUUAAAUAUUGCUAUUUUUGAAUUUUUAUUGAAUAUUAUAGUGACUUGAUAGGAAGACAUU
This is a messenger RNA of Arachis duranensis, 614 nucleotides long. RefSeq lists its product as uncharacterized. Lineage: Eukaryota; Viridiplantae; Streptophyta; Magnoliopsida; Fabales; Fabaceae. The transcript is spliced from 2 exons. The record is from RefSeq and is a predicted model, not a curated record. Bases 58 to 558 code for a protein of 166 amino acids.